Messenger RNA from Mercenaria mercenaria, 2904 nucleotides. RefSeq lists its product as uncharacterized. Gene Ontology annotation, biological process: DNA integration. Gene Ontology annotation, molecular function: nucleic acid binding. The coding region runs from base 1 to 2904 and encodes 967 amino acids. NCBI's taxonomy places the organism in Eukaryota, Metazoa, Mollusca, Bivalvia, Venerida, Veneridae. The record is from RefSeq and is a predicted model, not a curated record. The transcript has a single exon.
AUGACUAACAGCCUGCUAGGAAUUCUCCUGCGUUUCCGCAAAGACAAAGUUGCGGCGACGGCAGAUGUGGAACAAAUGUUUUAUAGGUUCAGGGUCCGUGAAGAUCAUAGAGACUACCUUCGUUUCUUUUGGUAUAGAGAUAACGACGUCGACAAGGAUCUGAUCGAAUACAGAAUGAAAGUUCAUGUCUUCGGCAAUACCUCAUCCCCAGCAGUUGCCACAUACGGACUAAGGAGAGCGGUUCAACAUGCCGAUGAGGAUGUCAAACGAUUUGUAAACAGAGAUUUUUACGUCGAUGACGCUUUAACGUCUAAACCUGAAGCAACGCAAACAAUUGAGCUGAUGAAGAAGACGCAGUCUACUUUACUAGAGGAGGGCCAUAUAAGACUCCAUAAGAUCGCGUCUAACAGUCUGUUGGUCAUGUCUUCUUUUCCCACACGAGACCUCGGAAACAAUUCCAAGUCCUUGGAAUUAGGAAGUGAUGAAGAUUGUUGUCUACAUCGUAGUCUAGGCGUAUCUUGGGAUAUACUAAAGGAUGUUUUGACAUUCCGAAUUUCUGACGACGUCAAGCCUUUCACACGACGUGGAAUACUAUCGACGGUGAAUAGUCUUUACGAUCCUAUUGGUUUUGUGGCACCGGUGGUCAUUAAAGGAAAAUUGUUACUCAGAGACUUGGUGUCUAGAAAUUACGAUUGGGAUGACGAGCUGCCAUUUGACCGACAACGUGAAUGGGUAGAAUGGAGGGAAUCGUUGAAAAGUUUGGAUUCCAUAGAGAUCCCGCGUCAGUACUUACCUGUGUCCCCAGAGAAUGCAACUAGGAUAGAACUGCAUGUCUACUGCGACGCUUCUGAGAAAGCAAUCGCUGCGUCAGCUUACAUAGUUUGCAAGGCCCUUAAAGGCGAAGAUCGCUCUAGUUUUGUGAUGGGAAAGGCGAAGGUUGCACCUACUAGCGGACAUACGAUACCAAGACUGGAAUUAUGUGCAGCUGUGCUAGCUGUUGAGACUACUAGUACUAUUCUAGAACAAAUAGACAUAAACUUCGAUCAAGUAAAAUACUUCUCUGACAGUAAAGUAGUUUUAGGAUACAUUAACAAUAAGACAAAGAGGUUCUAUACUUACGUUAGUAAUCGUGUAGAGAAGAUACGUAGCUCGUCUUGUCCGGAACAAUGGAAUUACGUGCCAACUCACUUGAAUCCAGCUGACUGUGCAACUAGAGGUGUUGCAGCGAUAAAUAUGGUUCAAAGUCAGUGGUUAAAGGGUCCUUCUCAGAUGCAUCUUGAAGAAGAUAGUGACUUUCCUUUGGUUAACCCAGAGUUAGAUAAGGAAAUUCACGUAAAUGUCGCAGCAUCUAAAGUAACCUGCGCUGAACAGAACAUAGAACGCAGUAUGUUAGAGACUGAAAGGUUUGAACGUUUCUCUAGUUGGGCUAGUAUUAAGCGUGCUAUCUCAUUCCUACAAAGAAGAGUGAACGUAGUUAGCAGUCAAUUGUCGUCUAAACCUGAUGAAGAAAUAUUGGACUUUACCCGACAAGAUAGAGCUGAAAGUCUAAUCCUCCGGUCUGUUCAGAUUGAAGCUUACUCAGAAGAGUAUCAGUGCCUAGAUGCAGGGAAGUCCAUACCAAAGAAAAGUGCGAUAGCUACACUAAAUCCGUUUAUUGAUGCCAAAGGAGUUCUACGUGUGGACGGUAGACUAGAAAGGUCCGACUGGACUAGUUAUGAGAAACAUCCCGCUAUUGUUCCAAAGAAACAUCACAUCGCAACUCUACUUGUACGGCAUUAUCACGAACAUGUUAAACACCAAGGCAGGCACUUGACAGAAGGAGCCCUUAGGUCGAGUGGUUACUGGAUUGUCGGAGCCAAACGUCUGAUCUCCAGUAUCAUACAUAGUUGUGUCCAGUGUAGAAAACUCCGGGGUAAACAUGCCCAACAGAUCAUGAGUGACUUGCCUCAAGAUCGCUUAGAACCAGCACCUCCGUUUACUUAUGUUGGAGUCGAUGCCUUCGGACCAUGGAACGUUACAGCUCGUCGAACCAGAGGUGGCAAAGCUAACAGUAAGCGAUGGGGUAUAUUGUUUACAUGCCUCACGAUCAGGGCAAUUCAUAUAGAGGUAGUAGAAGAGAUGUCAGCUUCUGCAUUUAUGAACGCGCUAAGAAGGUUCAUAGCUCAACAUGGGAACGUCAAACUGUUCAGAUCGGACAGAGGCACAAAUUUCGUUGGAGCCACGAAGGAUCUUAACGUGAAUGUCAUCAACGUUGAAGAUGGCUGUGUGAACAACUUAUUAAAACAGAAAGGCGUAUUAUGGGUAUUCAACCCACCCCAUGCUUCGCACAUGGGCGGAGCAUGGGAAAGGAUGAUUGGUGUAGUCAGACGCAUUUUAGAUUCUAUUCUGUCGGAGGCAUCCUGUAAAACUCUGACUCACGACGUUCUAACAACUGUUAUGGCGGAAGUGUGUGCUAUCGUGAACGCGAGACCCAUAGUGCCUAUAUCGACAGAUAGUAGUGAACCGGAAGUCCUCAGCCCUUCCUCAAUACUGACCCAGAAAGCUGACUUCAGUACUCCUGACUUCGAAAAUAUGAGUUUGACGGACAUCUACAGAGCUGAAUGGAAACGCGUACAGGUUCUUGCGGACAGAUUUUGGAAGAGGUGGAAGAACGAUUAUUUGCAGAGUCUCCAGCCUAGACGAAAGUGGCAACAGGAAGUGGAAGAUAUUCAUGUAGGAGAUGUUGUUUUAGUCAAAGAUGUUGAAGUGAUUCGAAACCAGUGGCCAUUAGGAAUCGUUGAAGAAGUUUUCCCCAGUAAAGAUGGUAGAGUGAGAAAACUGAGUGUACGAAUGCGUCGUGAAAUGAAAAAUGUUGUACUAACAAGGCCAAUUUCGGAAAUCGUACUGUUGUUGUGCAAUGAAUAA